AUGGCAUCAAUCUCGCGCGCAUCGCGCAUUCGCAACCCCGCGCUAUUCAUCUGCGAUAUCCAAGAGAAAUUCCGCGGAAUCUACGAGUUCCCCAAACUCAUCUCAACAACCCAAAAACUGCUCAAAGCAGCAACGGCGCUCCAAAUCCCAGUCUACGUAACGACCCAAAACAGAUCCAAACUUGGCAACACAGUGGCAGAGCUGCAGCCACACCUAACGGGCGCGAACAUCCGCGCCGACGUGGACAAGACGCUUUUCUCGAUGAUCACUCCUGAGAUCUCGAACUUGCUUCCGCAGACAGGUUCCGGCUCUGGCUCCGGCUCCGGCUCCGGGCAUGCAAGUCAGGCGUUGGAUGUGAUUAUCGUUGGGAUAGAGACUCAUAUCUGUGUGACGCAGACCACGCUUGAUUUGUUGGAGCGCGGACAUCGGGUGUAUGUUCUUGUGGAUGGUGUUAGUAGUAUGAAUUCUGAGGAGAGGGGGAUUGCUUUGGCUAGGCUGAGAGAUGCGGGGGCUAUCAUUACGAGUAGUGAGAGUAUUCUUUUUGAGAUUAUUGGGGAUGCUGGGCAUGAGCAUUUUAGGGCUGUGAGUGGGUUGGUGAAGGAGAGUAAGGAGGAGACUAAGGGGGCUCUUGGGGCUUUUUCGAAAAUUUAG
Molecule: messenger RNA, 651 nt
Organism: Penicillium nucicola
Lineage: Eukaryota; Fungi; Ascomycota; Eurotiomycetes; Eurotiales; Aspergillaceae
Exons: 4
Coding region: 1-651 (216 amino acids)
Source: RefSeq, a predicted model, not a curated record